AUGGGCUUUGGAGGGGAUGAGACUGAGCGCAGAAAUGAAUGGCAACGGCGCGGAAAAACAGAGGAGAUCGAUUGUGCGGGGAGGAGGUUGGCGACUAAGAGGGUACAAGAUUCUGGCUUUAUAUGUGACCUGCGCAAAGCCCAGUGGGCCCAAUGUGGGGUCGGGCUGUGCACCCAAGGGGCGCCCAAUAGAAAGGAUGGCAGAAACUCUUCCGAGAUGUUGCCCGAGUCUUUUAACUUGCUGGAUUAUCGCGUCAAGGAAGUUGCUAAAUCCUGUCGACUCGAGAUGGUAUCAAAUUCUAAUCCUUUUUACGUUGAAAAGGCUAUCGUCUGUUCAGAUGAUGAUAAAGCUGGUGAGUUCGUACUAAUGGCGUUGAUUAGUGAAGGCCGAGUGGGCGUGUGGCGAAGCAAAGACGAGAGAUGGGCGAUUAUAGAUUUUGGUUAUGAAAGUUUUUACUGUAAAGAUAUCAUUUAUCACAACAAGAAACUCUACGCUAUGGGAUUCGACGGCAUCACUGUGGCAGUGGAUCCCAAGUCUCUAAACGUCACUGAAGCUGCCGCAGCUCCUGGAAAAUCCCAAUCACAUCUUAUGAUGCACUCUCUGGUAAAAUCAAGGGAUGAUUUGUUUCUGAUCAACAAGUAUUGGUUAUACAAAUACUACCAACAUGGUCCUCUUUUGGGUCGGAUUUGUUUGGAUGUUUUCAAGCUUGACGAAGAGAAAUGCGAGUGGAUUGAAGAAGAUGGAUUAAAAGAUCAAGUGUUGUUUUUAGGUGAAGAUGGUUCGUUCAUGCUUUCAGCGAAAGAACUCCCUGCGUGUAAAGGGAAUUGCGGUUACUUGAUGUAUAUGGAUUUGGGUGGAGCUGAUUUUAAAUUUUAUCACCCCACAGAGGCUGUUGCGUAUUUUGACUUGGAGGAUCCGUCGCCGAGAUCUCAACCGGCGGCUCUUUCAAAAUAUUCAGAGGCAUUUUGGCCUCCACCCACUUGUCUCAGACAGAAGCAGAAUUCCUGCUGAAUGAAUGUAAAGUUUAUUUUUUUAUUUUUUUCUUAAUUUUAUUUUGAUUGUAACCGCCUCAUCCAUCGGAGAAGUAGAAUUUGAAGCUGAGCAUGGUUGAAAAAUCAUGCAUCCAUGAUGUAUAAGUUUGAAUUUUCUUUUCAAUGUCAAAUGUUUACAGGAUUAUUUAAUCAUGUAGUCAAAUUCAAUCCAAAUUAGUA
This is a messenger RNA of Pistacia vera, 1211 nucleotides long. RefSeq names its product F-box protein SKIP23-like. Bases 1 to 1011 code for a protein of 336 amino acids. NCBI's taxonomy places the organism in Eukaryota, Viridiplantae, Streptophyta, Magnoliopsida, Sapindales, Anacardiaceae. The record is from RefSeq and is a predicted model, not a curated record. The transcript has 2 exons.